CUCCAACCACUCAAACCACACACAACACUGAUUGAUGGCCGAACAACCAUCCCCAUCCUCCUUGCUCUCCCAUGCCCUUCAUAGCCCCAUCCUAUCUGCCCCCAUAUGCCAUCCUUCCUAUUUAUCCCUCCGCUCCGCACACCUGCUUGACCGACGACAAACUUCACCUUGAUCCUGCCAUGCGCCUGCUGUGAUUGCCCUGUAGGGGUCCAAACCCGCCGAAGCUAUGGAUGACGCGCUACACCAGGGGACUAGCCGCGACGACGAGACGCUUGGAAAUGCCCCCACCGAGGCCUCUGCGGCAAAGAAUGCGGCCAAUGCACGAGCGUCGCGACGGCGGACGAAGACGGGGUGUCUGACUUGCCGACGACGGCGAAUAAAAUGCGGCGAGGAGCGCCCUACCUGCGGCAAUUGCAUCAAGUCGAAGCGCCAAUGCGAGGGGUAUAACCAACGUGUUAUCUUCAAAGAUCCAUUGAACACCUACCGAGGCCCGACCAGCAGCAUUGAGACCCAUUCCGGAUUUGUUGCAAGGCCCAUACGACAGCAGGGCUCGCUGGGCUCUCAUGGUCGACCCGUACAAUCGAAGGAUCCACCAGGAGUGUCACAGCACAACAUCCCGCUCAAGACCAGAGGCUCUUCACAAUCAGAUACCAGCAGACCUGCGACCGUCUUCCAGGGCUUCGUUCACAAUGAUUCCGCUACUUUUCAACCGCAGCAAAGCAUAGUCAAUCCUUUGCGCCGAGAAUCGGACAUCAGCCAUGGAGGGUCAGAAGCAUCCGCGCAAUGGGACAAUCCCGUGGAUAGUGCACUACUCUCCGGUCUAUUGGAUGCCCAAUGGACCACAGCCCCACAGCCACCUCAAUACCACUAUGAGCCUACAUACCAGGAGCCUUACGAAGCUCAAGCGCAGACGACCCAUGAUUCGUAUCUGUACGACACGCCAAUGCAGCAGGCCUGCAAUAUGGGAAACAGAAGCUCUGACCUGAGUAACCUUUUGCCCGGGCCUCAGGGGACACACGUGGACAAUGUCAAUCAUGCAGAAGCUUACCAGCAAGAAUACCAAACUCCGACUCAGCAGGGCACCUGGAGCCAAGUAGCCCGCCGUAUUAUGUCAUCGCCGCCGUACGAGCCAGUCACCAAUGAAUUCUAUGACACGAGGAAUCCAAUCCAUAGAACAGACGAGGAGGACGAAGGCGACGAUGAUAGUGACCCGUUCGACGUUUCUGACGACGAGGACGAAGACGAAGACGCACGCAAUGACGGAGCUUAUGUUGAUCCCAGGUCACGAGAGAUCCAGAGGCUCAGAAGAGACAAUGAGCUUGCGACCGUUGUGGCUAUUCAAGCGGCGCAAACUCGAGAAGAUACACGGAUCCGCACAUAUCACUCUGUGAUAGAGAACUACGGCCCGAAUAUGCUUGCUAGCUAUCAUCCUUCAGCCCGGGACUCGCCGUUGAGCAAUCCUAUUGCGGCGGGGAUAUUUUGCCAUUUUAUCAAUGUCAUUGCGCCGAGUAUGUCUAUGUUUGAACGUCACCCCACGAAUCCAUCUAUUGUGUUUCGAGGGAAUCCAGUACCGAAAUCUCAGCAGCAUAUCUGGUCCUAUACUAUGCCUACCAUCGCGCUUCGGAACCAUGCCCUUUGCCACGCGAUGUUGGCAAUGGCAAGUCUCCAUAUCGCAAAGCUAGAAAACGGACCCAUCACCGUAUCACUAAGACACUACCAUAUUGCGAUCAGGAAGCUGGCAAAGAAUGUAGGCUCCUCCACCAGGCGCAAACAGCUGGCGACUUUGGCCACCACACUACUUCUCGGAUUUUACGAGGUUAUCUCUGCAGACCACAGUAAAUGGUGCGAUCAUCUCCUUGGAGCACAUCAGCUGGUUCAGCAGAUUGAUUUUUCUGGAAUAACUCGAUAUUUGAAGACCAAGAAGGCAUAUAUGGCAAAGUUGCCACCUCCAAAUGUAUAUUAUGGCGGCGACAUGGCUGCUGAUACCCCGAUCAUAUAUGGCGAUGAUAGCAUGGAAGAUCCGAGUCUAUCUAUGAACGAUGAAGUUGACGAAAACCUCGUUGGAAUUAUCAUGGGGAAGCAAAUCAGAUAUGCCGAAUACGGAGAGGUUAUUGAGGAUCCUGAUGGACCGUAUAUGGGGAAUAAAAGGUUUACGCAGCGCGAACUGGAUCUAUUUGAUACCCAGCAAGAUCUUUUUUGGUGGUAUACCAAGCAAGAUGUCUUUCAGAGCAUUCUCAGCCAAAAUAGGCUAUUUUUAAACUACGAGAGAUGGAGUCACUGUCCUCCACGAGCACCCCUCGGUCGCCGUGAUGCUGUAUAUGGUACAUUCGACCAUUUGGUGCUAUUGCUGGGAAGACUGUGCUGUUUUGUCGCUAAAGACGUGAGGCGAAAGAAAAGAGCAAUGGCAGCUAACAGAGGGCAAUGGGGACCGCCUCCGGGCCCACCGGGGGCCCCAAAUUCAGGGCCGGCAAUGCCUCCCAAUCAGCAACCUAAAGGCGGACCGGGAAUGCCGCCACCAGGAAUGUCUGUGCCAGCAAUGCCUUCGUUUUCCGGUAUGCUACCAGGCAUUCGCAAAGCUUCAUUACCCAGAGGAUUCAGCCCAUCAAGUGAAGACUCAUCACCGCCAAAUAGCGAUGAAGGUGACGAACGCCUCAGCGAGCAAACUGCUAAGGCCGAGGAGGAGUGGAACGGGAUACGAAGCGUGUUCAGCAUGUUCGAACAGCAUCUAGGACCGGAUUUUGCACCCCUAGGAUCUGAAUACGCCCAAGAAAUCCUAUCGCCUUUCGGCCCGGCAAUCCAGUAUCGUACUUACGGUAUCGCUUUGAUGUGGCUCACAUACUAUAUGGGCCUCAUCGUCUGCCACAGAUCACAUCCUUCAAUGCCCCCAUCAGCCAUGAUGGCAGCUGGGUUUGCGGCCCAGCAAACGGGACUGUUUGCGAAUACGAUUGGCCGGAUAUCGGCUGGUAUAACGGCCGAUACAUCGUCGGCGACGCGAGUGAAUAUUGGAACCGGUGCAGCCCUCAACGACUCCUGCUUUGCCCUCUUUGUCGCUGGGGUCCAGGUACAAGAUCAAGCCCAGCGAACUUGGCUUGUUAAGCGAAUGCUGGAUAUAGAGCAUCUCACUGGAUUUGAGACAGCUAGCCACAUCGCCAGAGGCUGCGAGACUUCUUGGGCAAGGGCCGCGGCGAUGGGUAAAGGGGCUCCUUAUACUCGGUAUACGGAGCAGGCUCCUGUAGACAAAGUGUGGAGCCGAGCGGGCCAGAGAAUGGAGCGGAUGAGGAUCACUGCUGGAGAAGAGCAGCACGUCCAUUCUCAGAGCACGGAGAAGGUGGGGAGAGUCCAGUUUGCGGUUGGUAUACUUGGAGUUACGAACCACUUUGGGGAGCUGGAUUUAGAAAGUGAUGAUGAGGAAGAUCGAUGAAUGCAUGGCUUGGGAGUAUGGAUAAAGGGGGCACUGUGGUGU
Pseudogymnoascus destructans is the source of this 3463-nucleotide messenger RNA. RefSeq lists its product as uncharacterized. The record is from RefSeq and is a predicted model, not a curated record. The coding region runs from base 227 to 3421 and encodes 1064 amino acids. Gene Ontology annotation, molecular function: transcription cis-regulatory region binding; DNA-binding transcription factor activity, RNA polymerase II-specific; zinc ion binding. Gene Ontology annotation, cellular component: nucleus. NCBI's taxonomy places the organism in Eukaryota, Fungi, Ascomycota, Leotiomycetes, Thelebolales, Thelebolaceae. Gene Ontology annotation, biological process: positive regulation of transcription by RNA polymerase II. The transcript is spliced from 6 exons.